Molecule: messenger RNA, 816 nt
Organism: Lodderomyces elongisporus
Lineage: Eukaryota; Fungi; Ascomycota; Pichiomycetes; Serinales; Debaryomycetaceae
Gene: PSF1
Product: DNA replication protein
Exons: 1
Coding region: 1-816 (271 amino acids)
Biological process (GO): DNA strand elongation involved in mitotic DNA replication; DNA replication
Cellular component (GO): GINS complex
Source: RefSeq, a predicted model, not a curated record
AUGUAUGGUGACCAGGCAAAUAAACUCGUACUAGAUGCAAAGCGAUUCUCCAAUUUGCCAAGCAUACCUAUGUACCAAUCCGACCUUGUAAGAGAUAUUGUGAAAGAAACCAACGAUUUGAAUAAGGAUUCCGAGUAUUUACUCAACACUAUGGAAAGACUACAAAACGAAGAAGAGAAUGGAGAAACGAGCUCUCAAUUGGUUGAAGAUCAAAAAAUCAAUCAGUGUCAAACCUUCGUUACCCAUCUUUCAAUGAGGCGCAACAAGCGAUGUCUAUUGGCCUACGAAAAAGUCAGGAGUGAUAAGCUAGUUGAAUUUUCUUGGUUAAAUGUUGAUCCCAUGGACUCAGUUGCAGUAGGCAAUGAUAUGGAGAGACUGGGAGCAUCUACAGCAGGUGGCGCUGGACCAAGUGGGAGACCAAGUGGAAGUGAUUCCAGGGCAAGUACCACAACUGGCACCACAGCCGGUACCACAAAUGCUACUAGCAAAAACAGUAUGACGCUUCCGCCAGCAAAAUCUAUUCCAAAUUUUACUACACAGUUGGACACAAACAAUUUAAAUCAUUUCGAGCAAGAUUUCUUCAAAAAUUAUCAAGACUUAAUAAUGAACUAUAGACUGAAAUUUGGCGAGUAUCUCGAUCUCAUGGGCGACCUUCAGCCUCCCACAGAUAUCUUCAUCGAUGUGCGGUGCCUAAAAGAUGGUGGUGAUGUUACCACCGAAUACGGAUCUUUCAAUUUGAUCAAGGAUUCGCAGUUUUAUGUUCGAAAGAGCGAUGUAGAGAGAUUGAUUCAACAAGGAUACCUUGAAGAAAUUUAG